This is a messenger RNA of Telopea speciosissima, 1023 nucleotides long. RefSeq lists its product as uncharacterized. The record is from RefSeq and is a predicted model, not a curated record. The coding region runs from base 9 to 995 and encodes 328 amino acids. Lineage: Eukaryota; Viridiplantae; Streptophyta; Magnoliopsida; Proteales; Proteaceae. The transcript has 2 exons.
UGAUUAUUAUGAGUAAUAUCCGUACGAAUUCAUCUCCUGAAUUACUCCCUACAUCAUCUUCUUUCGUUUGCCCUAAAGAGCACACUUUAGAAGGUGUUGCAACAAUUAUAAAGUUGUUAUCAAAAUUAUUCCAAGAACAUAUUGAGGUGGGUAAUAGAGAUGAUGGCCGGAGAAUGCAAAGAGUUAAAGGGAUGCUAGCCAUCCUUGAUGAUAUUAAACAUCGGAUCCAAAAAUCAGAGUCUUUUGGAAAGAAAAGGGAUGCCGAAUUACGGCGGUGCAACACCGAUGUUCGCCGGACCACCACCGAUAAUCAUGAGUUCAAGUCUAGCCAUAUACCAAAGGACAAGAGGCCACCACCGCCGGAACCGAUAACAAUGGAGGAACAAAAGUUACGAAAGGAGCUAAACGCGAGCAUGGCGGCUCGAAAGAGCCUUGAAAUGAUGUUCUCAAGCUUGGGGAAAGAGAAGGAGAUAAUUGCUGCAGAACUAGCAAGAAAGGUUCAAGAAUUGAAUGAUUUUGAGGAACACCUUAGUGAUCUUAGAGCACAAAAUGAGAAGUUAUUAGCAAAGGUGAAGCUUUGUGUUGUUGAGCACAAAGAAAGAUGUGAUGGAGGAAGAGAAAGUACUCAAGGUAGUGCAGCUCUACAAGAACGAAAUAAGAUGCUUUCGGAUAAGCUACUUAAGUCCCUUAAUGGGUAUCGAUCAUUGAAGAGGAAGUUAAAGGAUUCAAAAGAGGAGAAUGUAAUAUAUCAUACAAAGAUGAGUGAGAUGGCUAUAGAUGUUAGAGCAGGGAUUAAUAAGAUUCAUGAAUUUCAACAGAGAAUCUCUGAGGAGAAGGAAGAACCGGUGGAGAUAGAGGAGGAAUUAUCUGCAUUGGAACAUAUGUUUCAAUGUUUUGAGAUGAAGAUUUCAAAUGAUAAUUACUGCCUGAAGAGAGGGGAAUGUGUUAAACCGAAAAUCGAAAUUAAUGCCGAAAAUCCUUCAGUUCUUGCCUGAGCAAGCGAGCAGGGAGGUGUGGUAGUUC